AACAGUUGAGCAUGGAAUAUUUAGUAGCCAGGAAAUGUCACGGAUGGACUUAUUGCACAGGGGCUUGAUUGUAUACACCUGUGUCCAUGGAGGGGAUUGGAACACCUGAAUCACAUGAUUAGGAGGGGAUUGGAAGACCUGAAUCACAUGAUUGGAGGGGAUUGGAAGACCUGAAUCACAUGAUUGGUAGGGGAUUGAAACACCUGAAUCACAUGAUAUGGAGGGGAUUGGAACACCUGAAUCACAUGAUAUGGAGGGGAUUGGAACACCUGAAUCACAUGAUUGGGAGGGAUUGGAACACCUGAAUCACAUGAUUGGGAGGGAAUUGGAAUACCUGAAUCACAUGACUGGGAGGGGAUUGGAACACCUGAAUCACAUGAUAUGGAGGGGAUUGGAACACCUGAAUCACAUGACUGGGAGGGGAUUGGAACACCUGAAUCACAUGAUUGGAAGGGGAUUGGAACACCUGAAUCACAUAACUGGGAGGGGA
Staurois parvus is the source of this 490-nucleotide messenger RNA. The record is from the annotation of a GenBank genome assembly. Lineage: Eukaryota; Metazoa; Chordata; Amphibia; Anura; Ranidae.